UAAAUUUUGGGAAAAAAAUGUCAAAAAAAUACAAAAAGACUUCGGUGGUAUUGACAACCACCUUAAUAACUCGCAUAGCAACGAAGACUAUUUACGAAGAAUAUUAACUACUGCGGCCAAAAUAAACAAAGCUAACCACAAAUACCGUAAAAAACUUAGUUUGUAAUUUACUUUUGCAAUGAAUGCAACCAGCAGGACCGGCUUGGUGCCGGCUAAAAAGAAAAAUCUUAUGGCAAAAGAAAAGCGAAAGCGGCCAAUUGAUGAGUUACCACUAAAAUUCGAAGCCGUACCCGUUGCUCUAUCAUUACGACCUUUCGGUGGACUGUUCAAUCCUUUCUCUAAAGGCUGUUCGGUGCUAUGCAAUCACCCGGCACCGACAGAUUUGAAGAAUAUAAUAACUCAACUGAAAACUUCCCUGACAGUGGAUGGCAAAAGUGUGGCACUACAGAAGGAUAAAAACGAUGUGCUACCACUUCAUGAACACGAUAAUAUACCUGAAGAUCUAUUUCGACGCUACACCGACACCGAUUCCCGACCGCUAACACCAACACCAACCGUUACCAGCGUACACACGCGGAACAGCACAAAUUCAUUUGUAAACAAUCGACGCUGCAUAACACCUGAAUUGGGUAAAAACGAAAUAAUUAAGAGGAAGAAAAUUAUUUUAGAUCUAAGGCGAACACAUUCUCAGGAGACACUUUAUUGGAAACCCUCCUCGGAUAUGUCGCAAAGUGUCACUGAUCCUGGUGGUCUCAAGCCGAAAAGUGCUGGCGCGAAUGAGGAACGAAAGAAUAAACAUUUGCGCAGUGAUGAACAACGGCCCAAUACCUCAUUGGGUAAUGUACCGGUUGGUGAUGGUGUUAAAGAACUAGAGGGUGUUGAAAUAAAGAAAGUGCAAACUUGCAUUAACGAGCAGCAUAUUGAUGAUGAGGAUGUGCGACGUGGAAAGAAACGGAAAAAGUUAAAACCCACCACAACUACAACAACAACAUUUCAUCUUAGUGAAGAUCCAGAGACACAAGUCGCAGCACUUGGCCCAGACUCGCUUAAUCCCAGCACACGUCCUAGUCUCAUACCGAACUCUGUGAAUUUACUGCCCGGCAAGGACAAGCGUGGAAGUGAACCCAUACUGCUGAAGGGUAGCUUUCUAACAAAUGAGGCUUUUCAGGCAUUGAAAACAGAAUUAGAUAUUGACCUUAUUGAAAACACUUUCGAUAAAUAUUUAAAUCGCGCUUUGCGUGAAGCGCUUAAAUAUCUCCCAGAAAAGAAAGCCGUAUCAAGCAAAAAAGUGAUUGAGAAAUCUGAAAAUCUUCCAUUUCAAACGCAAUCCAAAUUGCCACGCAAACUUUCAAAAUCAGCAACAAGAUUCGAUGUGCCGCUGGAUCCAAAAUUACUAGAAGAAAUGACAGUUUUAGAUUAUCUUGGAAAAUACGUUUGGGUCUCCAGUCAACGUAAGCAACUCUUUAAGCGUGUUUUCUUACAAUAUUUACCAACGGAAGUAAUAGAAACGGAAGAAACUGCCGAUGUUAAUUUUUCAAAACAAAACGGCAACGCCGAAGAUGAUUCCUUGCCGGUGUUAAAUGAGUAUGUCGAACGCAAAAUACCACUGGCUUGUUUUCCUGAAGCAUUGGCGGAUGUUUUAGAAUUUUACGGUACCGAAAAAAAUAUUUCGGAAAUCUUGCGAAUAAUAGAUUAUGAUAAGGAAAAAUCAGCAAGAGAAAUAGACUUUCGUACAUGGUGUGGCGUUGUAUCGUUUGCCGAACGUCUGGCCUUGGAAAAUCCCAAUAGCUCUGAUUCGAGUGAUGAGCUGGAAAAAGCCGAUUUUGGCAGUUUGGAAGAAAGAUUAGGAAAUUUCACAAUUCCUGAAAAGCUGCUAGAAGUUCUGAAAAUAAUUCGGUCAACACAUAAUGUAUAAAAUAUAAAGCCUUACCAUAAUUUUCAUGAUCC
This is a messenger RNA of Ceratitis capitata (Mediterranean fruit fly), 1947 nucleotides long. RefSeq lists its product as uncharacterized. The coding region runs from base 179 to 1915 and encodes 578 amino acids. The record is from RefSeq and is a predicted model, not a curated record. NCBI's taxonomy places the organism in Eukaryota, Metazoa, Arthropoda, Insecta, Diptera, Tephritidae. The transcript is spliced from 7 exons.